Stylonychia lemnae is the source of this 2034-nucleotide messenger RNA. The record is from the annotation of a GenBank genome assembly. Lineage: Eukaryota; Ciliophora; Spirotrichea; Sporadotrichida; Oxytrichidae.
AUGAGAUUAAAAUUAGUAUUUGCAGAUGAGCUUUUGCAGCAUUUUUAUUAGCAAACAAUCUAGAAAUCUCUACUAUUUUAUCCAAAUGCUAGCACCGAUAAAAAGACUGUCAAAGAGCUUAUGAGUUUUAUUUAUUCCUAGUUCGACUUUGCUUUCGAGGACAAAGUAAUACCUGAAAAAUUAUACUUGACCACUGAGGAUGAUUAUCUGCUCCCUCCAAACACGCUUGUCUCGGAUGCUCUUGAUGAAAAUCAAGUCAUUAAAGUCAAAUAAGUAAAUAUCAAACCUAAAAUUGAGACUAUACAAACUGAAGUUUAAACCUCAUUAUUUGGAAUCCAAAGAAAAUAGUUUAAAGAGUUAGAAGAUACUGGAGAUAUUAAAGAGAAUGUGAAGUAAAAUUUGGCAAAGGAAGGCAUAUUGAGGAAAAGAUAAAAUGUAGAAUAGACUAAAAAUAAAGAUAAAAAGAAAAAGGUGGUUGUUAAGCUAGACCAACUAUCAUCCUCCUCAUCAUCUAGUUCAUCCUCAUCCUCUUCUAGUUCUGAGUCUUCAUCAUCAUCAGAUGAUAAAAAGAAGAAGAAAAGAGUCACCAAGGCACAGACUAAAGUCGAUUAAAAUUCUGAUAAGAAAGAAAAGCAAUCAAAAUCAGGCGAGGUGAACUUAAAUACCAUGAAAGAAAAGAUAUAAAAGGAGUUUAAUAAUGCUUUUAUGAAAUCAAAAUAGCUAGAGUCUUAAUAAUAGCCUAAUGGCUAAUCUAAAAAUGUUUAGUCUGAGUAGAUUAAUGGAAAGCAAUAGCAAAUUAGUGACAUCAAAGUGACACAACCAAAUGCUAAGUUAAACAUUAAAACACCUUAUCAAUACUAAAAAGAGAAAUCUUAAAAGUUGUAAGCAUUUAAUGGAAAACUAAAUGAAGAUAUAUAAGACCCUAACCAAAUGGAGAGACCUUACAUGAACUAGUUUAAACAUCUAAUCGCAGAAAAAAGAUUUUAAGAAAUUAGGUAAACCUCUAAAACCUAAAAUUAAAAUGGAAAAUCUUAAAUUGACUAAUCUAUUCAAAGCGCAACUGAUACUACUGUGAAGACAAGAAGUUAAUAGCUAUACGAUUCUCUAUUUGAAGAUAAUGAGGACUUGGAUAAGGAUAGAAAUACAGGAAACAUAACUGAUGAAGGAUUGUACAACAAGUAUACUGAGGUAUACACUAUAGAAUCAAAAAAGUUGUUAACACAAAAUAAUUGUACAAGUGUACAGGGCAUUAUUGGUUCAUAGCUAGUGGAAAUCAGGAAUUAUAAAAACAACCCAGUUGUUAUAGAUCAGAAAUGCUUUCUGAGGCUAGACUCUACUGAGAUAAAGAAAAUAAGAGACUAAAACAUUGUUAAAGAAUUCUUUAAGGUAGGAUAAGAUGUCUGUUUCCAGAUAACAGAGCCUUGCUAGCAGACAUUUGUACCUAAAGUUUCAGAAUUAAGAUUAGGCAAAAUUUAAGUAUUAGACUUUGAGAAAGGGGACAUUCAUAUUCAAUUAAGAAAAGAUUUUAUCAUUACUGAUGAUGCUGAAGAAUUAUAACUAGUUGAAGCAUUUGGAGAAAGAUAUCAAGGAAUGGGACUCUAUACGCUUAAAUUAGAGGACAUAGUAUUAAUUUAUUGCAAAAAUUCUGAAAAAUAAGUAAAGGAACUAAGAUAGUUACAAUCGAAUAAUGAAUCAGUGUAAGUUUUGGAUACAAAAGCAAAUGAACAAUCAUCAUAGUAACCAGAAGCAAAAGUGUAAAAGGAAUUCCUCAAUAAUCAAUAAGAGAACGUCGGCAAAGCAAUCAAAAGAUAAAUAGAGUAUUACUUCAGUGAUUAAAACUACAAGAAUGAUAAAUACAUUUAGAGUAAGGUUAAAUUGAAUGAUGAAAAGUAUAUAUCUUUAAAGGAAAUAAUGAGCUUCAACAAAAUGAGAAAACUUACUAACUCUGCUGAGCAAGUAAUUAAGGCAUUAGAAGGCUCUUCAAUAGUAGAAUUUUCAGAGGACAAUAAAAUGAUUAGGAAAAAAAUGAACUGA